CACGUGAUGCGCGACGUGUGUCACAUGGUACGGCGUGCUAGUCCUGUGCGGAGCGGCGUCUGGCGCCAUCUUGUCAGUGUGAGGUGGAGCAGGACGCGCCAUGCCGAACAAGAGGGCUUCGCGGAACGCUUAUUUCUUCUUCGCCCUGGACAUGAUCCCGGAGCUCCGGCGCCGCGGCUUACAGGUGUCCGGAGUGAAGGAGGCCAUCCCCCUGUGCUCCGAGGACUGGGCGUUGCUGCCGGCUGAGGCGAAGGAUCGAUAUGCCGAAAAAGCCAAAGAAUGGAAGAGCCGAGAAACGGAACCUCCCAGAGGCAGUCUGGUCAUGGGGUUCGUCCACGAGAAGUUGCUGCCGGCUGAGGCGAAGGAUCGAUAUGGCGAAAAAGCCAAAGAACGGAAGAGCCGAGAACCGGAACCUCCCAGAGGCAGUCUGGUCAUGGGGUUCGUCCACGAGAAGGAGCAGAAAUUCUGCACUGAGCUGAGAGAAGUAGGAAGAGAGCCGACCUGGUUCCACACGACACAUGAAGACUUGGAAAAACGUGUGAUCUACAUCAUCAAUAUCUUCAGCCACGGAGAGAUGCCCAGCCUGUGCGAUCAGCCGUAUGUCCCCUGCGAGAUCGGCUGUGUGCGCUACUCAUUGCAAAAUGGGGUCAUGGACUCCUUCCACGACUUCAUUGAUCCGGGAGAGCUGCCUCUUGGUUUCCGCUAUCACUGCCAGGCAGGGAGUGAUGCUACACAUCAGAUCCCUGUGUCUGGGUUUGAACUUGCAAACAGAGAUUACCACAACCUCUUCCACUCUCUGUGCAACUUUAUAAGUCCUCCCCCCAAGCGUGGGACUGCGGUGUACUGCAAGAAUGUUGACCUGUAUAGAGUCGGCUGGUGUCUUCAGUGGCUGUCUGUCAAAGCCGGCAUAGAGAAUCUUUUCCAGCUGCAGGAUAUAGAAAGCUUAAUCAUUAAGUUUUAUAGAGAAAAGCUCAAUGAAGAACCAUCCAAAUCCAGCGUGAACCGUCUGCUGGAUGUCGUCCAAUGGGAUUACGCAAGUAACACCAGGUGUAAAUGGCACGAGGACAAUGACAUGUGGUACUGUGCGCUUGCAAGCUGCAAGAAAAUCACUUACUGUAUUAGCAGAGCUCUGGCCUCUGUGUAUGACGUGACUCUUACAGCUGCUCACCUGCCCAACCUGCACCCGUAUGACAACCAGAAAUCUGACAACAGUAAAACGGUCAUCCUCAAUGCCAAGAGGUAUCAGAAGAAAAACUUUAAUCGUCCGUAUCUUGCUGAAAACGGUAGCGCUGCGGGUGCUGCAGGGGGGGAAUGUUCUCUGGGAAUGAGGGGAGUGAACUACAACCUCAGCAGCACCAGCCGGGCCCAGGGACGAGGAAUCCUGCGCCUGUUAGCGGAAAUGCCUGCCCCUUCCCCCUCCUCCGGAUGAACCCUCCCCCAUAGGGGGCCACCUUUUUUUCGAGAUUUCAGGUCUUCGGUUUUUCACCCUAUUUUGCAGAAUAUUUUGGAACCUCCAUGCAAUUCUGUGUUCUGUGUAUUGGCCACCAAGUUUGGGGUCCACUUUAUUUUAUUCAGACAUUGCUGUACAUUAUGACUCUUCACUUUUUUUGUUUCGCUUUUGUCAUGUUUAAUAAAAGAAACAAUGUAAAAUGCUACAUUGGGCUUAAGGGUCCGUCCACCCCCUACCUCCGGCACCAUGAUGCAAACCAGUAUUAUGUAUAAUUUUGAUUAAGAUAUCCUUCUGUUUUUUUGUACGCAGCACUUGUGCAGACUCGGAUUGUACAGUCCUGUGACCCCCAUGUCGGUAGAUUGUCUAAAAGAGGUGCUGAAAUGACUGAAAUUGAGUGCAGCUAGGUGAUCCGUCCACCGCCCAGCUCUGGUGCCAUUACACAAAACACUGUUACAUAUCUUGGUUAAAAAUAAAUAAAAAAUGAUCCUAUCGUUUUUGUGUAUGCAGCACCUGUGCAGACUCGGAUUAUACAGUCCUGUGAAACCCAAAACUCUUAUGUUGGUAGAUUGUCUAGAAGAGGGGCUGAAAUGACUGAACAUGAUGCAGGAUCUGACUACAAAGGGUUUGUUUGUAGCCUGGUAACCUGGGUGCCUCCAGCUGUUGCAAAACUACAGCUCCUAGCAUGCGUGGGCUACUCUGUAUAAUGUAUCAGUUCAUGUAACAGAUAACUUCUGUGUACUUUGUCUCCCUCUGCUGUCUAAAUUUAUAAUGGCAAUGUGUUUAAAUUUUUAAAGGGAAGUUCACACACCAUAGAACAUGAUUGUUUAUUACAAUAUGCCAGUGUUUUCCAACCAGAGGGCCUCCAGC
This is a messenger RNA of Hyla sarda, 2317 nucleotides long. RefSeq names its product maelstrom spermatogenic transposon silencer (gene MAEL). Gene Ontology annotation, biological process: piRNA processing; negative regulation of DNA-templated transcription; spermatogenesis. The record is from RefSeq and is a predicted model, not a curated record. Lineage: Eukaryota; Metazoa; Chordata; Amphibia; Anura; Hylidae. Gene Ontology annotation, cellular component: P granule; nucleus. The coding region runs from base 101 to 1429 and encodes 442 amino acids. The transcript is spliced from 13 exons. Gene Ontology annotation, molecular function: sequence-specific DNA binding.